AAUCCGCUUCCGCUUAGCAGGUGACAGAACCGCCUGGUCGGACAUUUUGAACCUUCAAGAGGACAAGGAUAUCGGGGAUCAUCCUUUAAGCUCUUUUGCGAUCAUUCUUGUGAUUAAGACUCUCUGCUUGAAAGAAAUACAGACUGCUGACCGCAAAAAUGACUGACUCAAAGUAUUUCACCACAACAAAGAAAGGAGAGAUCUUUGAGCUCAAAGCAGAGCUAAAUAGUGACAAGAAGGAAAAGAAGAAAGAAGCAGUGAAGAAGGUGAUUGCCUCCAUGACAGUGGGCAAAGAUGUUAGUGCUUUGUUUCCUGAUGUAGUGAACUGCAUGCAGACAGAUAAUCUGGAGCUGAAGAAACUUGUCUAUUUGUAUCUUAUGAACUAUGCAAAGAGCCAACCUGAUAUGGCAAUUAUGGCUGUCAAUACUUUUGUCAAGGAUUGUGAAGAUCCAAAUCCACUGAUCCGAGCUUUGGCAGUGCGAACUAUGGGCUGCAUUCGUGUUGAUAAGAUCACAGAAUAUCUAUGUGAACCUCUGCGCAAAUGUCUUAAAGAUGAAGACCCUUAUGUAAGAAAAACUGCAGCUGUAUGUGUAGCUAAGUUGCAUGACAUAAAUGCACAGCUUGUUGAGGACCAGGGCUUCCUUGAUACUUUGAAGGACCUUAUCUCCGAUUCCAACCCAAUGGUGGUUGCAAAUGCUGUGGCUGCGCUAUCGGAGAUUGCUGAGUCUCAUCCUAACAGUAAUCUGCUGGACCUGAACCCUCAGUCUAUCAACAAGCUAUUGACUGCUUUGAAUGAAUGUACAGAGUGGGGUCAAAUUUUCAUCCUUGACUGUUUAGCUAACUAUACACCAAGGGAUGACAGAGAAUCACAGAGCAUCUGUGAACGAGUGACUCCCCGCCUGUCCCACGCAAACUCUGCUGUUGUUCUUUCUGCUGUCAAAGUUCUCAUGAAGUUUAUGGAGAUGUUGCCAAAAGAUUUGGAUUAUUAUGGUAUGCUUCUAAAGAAACUGGCACCUCCUCUUGUUACGUUGUUGUCUGCUGAGCCUGAGCUACAGUAUGUGGCCUUGCGCAAUAUCAACCUGAUUGUGCAGAAACGACCUGAAAUCUUGAAGCAUGAAAUGAAAGUAUUUUUUGUUAAAUACAACGAUCCAAUCUACGUCAAACUGGAGAAGCUGGAUAUCAUGAUUCGUUUGGCCUCUCAGGCUAACAUUGCUCAGGUUUUGGCCGAGUUGAAAGAGUAUGCUACUGAGGUGGAUGUGGACUUUGUAAGGAAGGCAGUGCGGGCAAUUGGUAGAUGUGCCAUCAAAGUUGAGCAAUCGGCAGAACGUUGUGUGAGCACGUUGCUUGACCUUAUCCAAACCAAGGUUAACUAUGUGGUGCAGGAGGCCAUUGUUGUCAUAAAAGAUAUUUUCAGGAAAUACCCAAAUAAAUAUGAAAGUGUUAUUGCCACCUUGUGUGAGAACUUGGAUUCUUUAGAUGAGCCUGAGGCGCGAGCUGCAAUGAUUUGGAUUGUUGGAGAGUAUGCUGAGCGUAUUGAUAAUGCAGAUGAACUGCUGGAGAGUUUCUUAGAAGGAUUUCAUGAUGAAAGUACCCAGGUCCAGCUUCAGCUAUUGACAGCUAUUGUAAAGCUUUUCCUCAAGAAGCCAACAGAAACACAGGAACUGGUUCAGCAAGUUCUCAGCCUGGCUACUCAAGAUUCAGACAACCCUGACUUGAGAGACCGUGGAUACAUUUACUGGCGUCUACUUUCCACAGACCCAGUGGCAGCUAAGGAGGUGGUUUUGGCAGAGAAGCCACUGAUUUCAGAAGAAACAGAUCUUAUUGAGCCGACUCUAUUGGAUGAGCUUAUAUGUCACAUUGGUACAUUGGCUUCAGUCUACCAUAAACCCCCAAGUGCCUUUGUUGAAGGUAGUCGUGGAGUUCAGCAUAAAAGGUUGCCUCCAAGAACAGGAUCAAAUGAGAGCGUAGAGAGCCCUGAAUCCACCCAACCUGUUGUUGGUCAGUCUGCUGAUCAACCACCUGCUGUUAUUCCCUCCCAAGGAGAUCUUCUAGGAGACCUCCUCAAUCUUGAUCUGGGCCCACCUGCUUCGACUGUUUCAUCUGGACCCACGUCUACAAUGCAGAUGGGAGCUAUGGACCUGCUUGGAGGUGGCCUUGACAGCUUGCUUGCUGGUGAUCUGGGAGGAAGUCCUGCAAUUGGAACUAGCUUUGGGUCACCUGCUGUUAUGCCUGCUUCUCUAAAUGCACCAGUUGGUGGAGGUUUAGGUGACCUCUUUGACUUGGGUAGCAAUGUGGGUAUACCGUGUGGAAGCUAUGUUGAACCUAAAACGGUUUGGCUACCUGCUGUGAAAGCGAAAGGCCUGGAAAUCUCUGGCACUCUAGCUCGCAGAAUGGGAACCAUCCAGAUGGAAAUGACUCUAAGCAAUAAGGCAAUGCAAGUUAUGACCGAUUUUGCCAUACAAUUUAACAGAAACAGUUUUGGCCUGGCUCCUGCUGCAGCACUUCAAGUCCUUACUCCCCUCAGUCCCAACCAGACUAUUGAUGUUGUACUGCCUCUUAGCACAGUAGGGCCUGUUAUGAAGAUGGAACCUCUUAAUAACCUGCAGGUUGCAGUGAAGAACAACAUUGAUGUUUUCUAUUUCAGCUGCAUUUAUCCUAUUAGUAUCUUAUUUGUGGAGGAAGGCAGGAUGGAAAGGCAAGUUUUUUUGGCAACCUGGAAAGACAUUCCAAAUGAAAAUGAAGCACAAUUCCAUAUCAAAGACUGUCAUCUUAAUUCUGAUGCUGCAAGUAACAAGCUUCAGAAUAAUAAUAUAUUCUCCAUCGCCAAGAGAAACGUUGAUGGACAGGAAAUGCUGUAUCAAUCCAUGAGGCUAACCAAUGGGAUAUGGGUUCUGGCUGAGCUUCGUAUGCAAGCAAGUAGCCCAAGCUACAUGCUUUCUCUGAAGUGUCGAGCUCCAGAAGUUUCACAGUUUGUGUUCCAGUCAUAUGAAUCCAUUCUGAAAAAUUAGAUAUUUGACACAAGCUACCCGAAUGGAACUGCUUCAUUUAUGAAGGAGAAAUCUGAUUCCUUUCAAAGCUCCUAGAAGAACUAAAAUCUUCUACCAGCAUUUUAUUUUAUUUUUUCUAACUUUUGGUCAUUCCUGUCUUUUUUCCACUUUGGGGGAAAGAAGUGAAAAUAUUCAAACAAUCAGCUAUUGUGUUUUAUUUUCUGGCAUUUUCUUUUGCAAUUUAAAGAAUAACCUGCCAAUAUCUUAUAUAUAUAUAUAUAUAUGUAUAAAAUGAAUAUUUCAGAAAUGGGCAACAUAUGCAGUGGUGUUAUGGUGUUUUUUUCAAUGUAGAGAUUUAUCAUUUUCUGUUGAAGUCAAGUCUGAUUGUGUGCUUUUCUCAACAAAGCAAUUCACUACAAACUAUUUAUUAUGCAUUGUUCAUCUUUGCUGCCUUUAUGUACUCUUCAGCUAGUUUUAUCUUUGUAAGAUAUACGAUGCCAGUGUCUCUCAACCAUUGUGGUACCACAACCCAGUUUUUCACAUGCCAGUCUGGGCGGUGGAGUAGGUAAAUUAUGAUCCACCUGCAAUGCUGCCACUGUGAAUCGAGCGCAAUUGUCAGAGCAGGGAUUGACCUCUGCCCACAGGUUGGGAAAUGCUGUACUAUAUAAUAGUGCAAUCAACUAUUGCAUGAUAAGCAAAAAUCAUAAGGACAACUUUGCCAGGAACACUAAACACAUCUAAAUGCAGGUUUUUCGUCAAAAUUAGGGCUUUUACUGACUGCAUAAGACUGUUAAUUUUAAUAUUUUUUUUGCAGGCAUUACCUUAAAUUAUUGAUGUAAUGUUUAUUUUUUAUAAAGAAUGAAUAUCCCUCAUGCCAACCAUUCUUUCAGAUUUAAACAUAGAUUUUGCCCAAAGAAAAUCUCCCAAUAAGUAAAAUUAAUCAAAUUAUACUUUAAUGAAAUUAUAUGCCAGUAAAUGCAUUAUGGCAUCCUGAAGUAUAGCUCAAUAUAUGUAUUAACAAGUUUAUAUUAAGUAAUAUAGUUGUACCAUCAGCAUUAUUCACUAUAGCCUUUCUUAAAAAUGAUGUAAAGUUCAUCUUUCUUUCACAUAAAACAGACAUGUUGAUUUUAA
Molecule: messenger RNA, 4118 nt
Organism: Erpetoichthys calabaricus (reedfish)
Lineage: Eukaryota; Metazoa; Chordata; Cladistia; Polypteriformes; Polypteridae
Gene: ap1b1
Product: adaptor related protein complex 1 subunit beta 1
Exons: 22
Coding region: 159-3008 (949 amino acids)
Biological process (GO): intracellular protein transport; vesicle-mediated transport
Cellular component (GO): clathrin adaptor complex; membrane coat
Molecular function (GO): clathrin binding
Source: RefSeq, a predicted model, not a curated record